Messenger RNA from Dermacentor albipictus, 426 nucleotides. The record is from RefSeq and is a predicted model, not a curated record. Lineage: Eukaryota; Metazoa; Arthropoda; Arachnida; Ixodida; Ixodidae.
AUGCCGAAGAAACUUCUCCGGGAGUUGCAUCAUCAUCAUUAUCAGCAGCAGCAGCAGCAGCAGCGGCAGCGGCAGCGGCAGCAGCGGCGGCGGCGGCGGCAGCAGCAGCGGCAGCAGCGGCAGCGGCCGCUGCCGCUGCCCUGCCGCACUGUCACUGCCGCUGCCGUUGCCCUGCAGUGGGCCUGGCUACGCCCACUGCAAGGUCUCAACAUGUCCGAUGCAAAGAAGCUGAGUUAUCUCAUGUGGGAUGUCCAAGAGCACGUGUUCGCUGACGUUGUGCGCAAUCCGCCAACAACUGUGGACGAGCUUAUUAAGGAGGCACGGCCAUGUGAUUCAGACGCAGACGCCACAGAACUCACUGAGCACGCCGAGGACGCACAACAGAUCGUGCGCGCCAGAAUACUUGCACAGCAAGAACACAUCUGA